Messenger RNA from Rhododendron vialii, 1529 nucleotides. Its product is annotated as probable cysteine protease RD19B. Gene Ontology annotation, cellular component: lysosome. The coding region runs from base 176 to 1276 and encodes 366 amino acids. NCBI's taxonomy places the organism in Eukaryota, Viridiplantae, Streptophyta, Magnoliopsida, Ericales, Ericaceae. Gene Ontology annotation, molecular function: cysteine-type endopeptidase activity. The record is from RefSeq and is a predicted model, not a curated record. The transcript is spliced from 5 exons.
AACUCCCCAUUGGCCCAGACACCCCACCUUCUCUCCAAAGAAACCUCUCCCCACGCGACUGGUAGAUACAGACCCCGACCCCGAGAGACCUAUAUCCAUAUAUAUAUAUAUAUAUAUAUAUACACGCACACAUACAUAGCUUUAGAUCUCCCAAUCCAUCUCUCUCUCUACAAACAUGGAUCGCCGUCUCUCUCUCCUUUUCGCUGUCUCUCUCCUCGUAGCCGUCUCGUUCACCGCCGCCGAUGAGUCGAGCGACGACGGCGACCUGAUGAUCCGGCAGGUCGUCGGCGGCGAGCACGAGCCGAACGACGAGCACCACCACUUUAGGCUCUUCAAGCGGAGGUUUGGAAAGUCGUACGCCUCCGAGGAGGAGCACAACUACAGGUUCUCGGUGUUCAAGGCUAACAUGCGCCGGGCGAGUCGGCACCAGAAGCUUGACCCGUCGGCGGUCCACGGCGUGACUCAGUUCUCCGAUCUGACUCAGUCUGAGUUCAGGAGGAAUCACCUUGGGUUGAAGGGCAGCCUUAGGCUUCCUUCUGACGCUAAUAAGGCUCCAAUCCUGCCGACCAAAGAUUUACCGACUGAUUAUGAUUGGAGAGACCACGGAGCCGUUUCAACUGUAAAGAAUCAGGGUUCAUGUGGAUCGUGCUGGUCGUUUAGUACCACUGGAGCAAUGGAAGGUGCCCAUUUCCUUGCAACAGGGAAGCUGGAGAGCCUCAGUGAACAACAGCUUGUGGAUUGUGAUCAUGAGUGUGAUCCAGAUGAGCCUGGUUCAUGCGACUCUGGUUGCAAUGGUGGGCUGAUGAAUAGUGCCCUUGAGUACACUCUCAAAGCUGGUGGACUUAUGCGAGAACAAGACUAUCCUUACACAGGCACUGACCGUGGAACCUGCAAAUUUGACAAGACCAAGGUUGUUGCGUCGGUGGCUAACUUUAGUGUUGUCUCCCUUGAUGAAGAUCAAAUUGCUGCAAAUCUUGUGAAGAAUGGUCCUCUUGCAGUGGCUAUCAAUGCUGUUUUCAUGCAAACGUACGUCGGGGGAGUUUCAUGCCCAUAUAUAUGCUCAAAGCGGUUAGACCAUGGUGUGUUGUUGGUAGGAUAUGGUUCAGGUGCCUAUGCUCCCAUCAGGUUGAAGGAGAAGCCAUACUGGAUCAUAAAGAACUCGUGGGGAGAAACUUGGGGUGAAAAUGGAUUCUACAAGAUCUGUCGGGGACGCAAUAUUUGCGGAGUCGACUCCAUGGUUUCGACUGUUGCUGCUGUUCAUACCACCUCUCAGUAGGAUGUGUCAAAUUCAAAUAACAUCCAAAAGGUAGUUGGUGUCUGUAUAUAAAUCAGUAUAACUUGGUCAACAUUCUCAGACAUUUCCUAAAGCAUAAGGGACAUGUCUCUUAAGCCUUAGCCAUUAUCUGGUCUAAUUCCUCCAUCUGUGUCCUAAAAAUUUAAGGCUGCCUUGGAUGCUUUGUAAACAUUUAUACUGUACUAUUUGAAGACACUGAAUGUUUCUUAUGCAAUGAAGAUCAUAUUUAUCCUCA